Mustela erminea (ermine) is the source of this 1877-nucleotide messenger RNA. RefSeq names its product H6 family homeobox 2 (gene HMX2). Gene Ontology annotation, biological process: regulation of transcription by RNA polymerase II. Lineage: Eukaryota; Metazoa; Chordata; Mammalia; Carnivora; Mustelidae. The transcript is spliced from 3 exons. The coding region runs from base 511 to 1335 and encodes 274 amino acids. Gene Ontology annotation, cellular component: nucleus. The record is from RefSeq and is a predicted model, not a curated record. Gene Ontology annotation, molecular function: DNA-binding transcription factor activity, RNA polymerase II-specific; RNA polymerase II transcription regulatory region sequence-specific DNA binding.
CACUGCUUCCUCUAAUUUUAGGAAGGGAGGAAACCAAUGCUCAGAAAGUUUUAGUAGCAUACCCAAAGCUACCCAGAUGAGAUUUGAAUCAACUUUGCCUAAUUCUAAAACCAUAACCUGUUCUCGCCUUCUUCCCACAUCAAAGCGCCUCUAUUUCUGCAGCAAUUCCGCAUCCGCGGUCUUUGCCAAAACUGGAAAAUCACUUGUGAAGCCGAGUGUGGGCUGUGGGCUAGCCAGCAAAAGCUUACAGAGUACCUACUAUGGACUCCUAGUGCUUCUGGGCUUUCCACGCCUUUUCCACUCCUACUAAGGCUAUCCUCAAAACAGGGGAAAGGAGGAGGUGCUACUGAGAAGUUCAUGUGAGGUACCCUGUGAGGGUAGUGAGGCUCUAACUGGAACUGGACUUGUCCUAGUUCACGCAGUCUGUAAGUGGUGGUGCUGGGACUUGAACCAGGAUCUCUAGCAACAAGAUCCCACCCCCAAAGAUCAUGCAGGCCUGUGGGGCCUGUGAUGGGGAUGGGCAGCAAGGAAGAUGCAGGCAAGGGGUGUCCGGCGGCCGGCGGCGUCUCCAGCUUCACCAUUCAGUCCAUCCUGGGCGGGGGCCCCUCGGAGGUGCCACGAGAGCCCGCGGGCUGGCCGGCCAGGAAGCGCAGCCUGUCCGUGUCCUCGGAGGAGGAGGAGCCGGACGACGGCUGGAAGGCACCUGCCUGCUUCUGCCCAGACCCGCACGGCCCCAAGGAGCCGGGCCCCAAGCAUCACCCCCCCAUCCCCUUUCCUUGCCUGGGUACCCCCAAGGGCAGCGGAGGCGCGGGGCCGGCGAGCUCGGAGCGCUCGCCUUUCCUCUCCCCGUCACACCCGGACUUUAAGGAAGAAAAAGAGCGGCUGCUGCCCGCGGGCUCGCCGUCGCCGGGGCCCGAGCGGCCGCGGGACGGCGGCGCCGAGCGGCAGGCGGGCGCCAAGAAGAAGACGCGCACGGUCUUCUCGCGCAGCCAGGUGUACCAGCUCGAGUCCACCUUCGACAUGAAGCGCUACCUGAGCAGCUCGGAGCGCGCCUGCCUCGCCUCCAGCCUGCAGCUCACCGAGACCCAGGUCAAGACUUGGUUCCAGAACCGCCGCAACAAGUGGAAGCGGCAGCUCUCGGCCGAGCUGGAGGCGGCCAACAUGGCGCACGCCUCGGCGCAGACUCUGGUGGGAAUGCCGCUGGUGUUCCGGGACAGCUCGCUGCUGCGCGUGCCGGUGCCGCGCUCGCUCGCCUUCCCCGCGCCGCUCUACUACCCCGGCAGCAACCUCUCGGCCUUACCUCUCUACAACCUCUACAACAAGCUCGACUACUGAGCGGCCGCCGGCCCGCGCCGCGCUCUCCCGGCCGCCUCCAGCGGCGCCCCCUCCCCCCUCCCUCCCCGGGGCUCCGGCGCGGGCCGGUGCGUGGCCGGGAAUAUUAAGAAAUACACCAUGUGUAUUCAUUAUCUCUUAUUUAUGGCCUCUGCCCUACUUUUUGUUUUGAUUGUUUCGGGUUAUUUAUCGGCAUUUCUCAAGCCAGAUCGCCUGCUUUCUAGCCAAAACAAACCAAUACGCUUUGAAAACCAUUUUGGAGGGGAUGUUCUCGGGUGGCGGUGGGAAAGGGAGUUCCGGCCAGAUCUACACUGAUUGGUAGGGAAAAAAAAAAAUCAGAAAAACAUCAACAGAACCAGGUACACUCCUCUCCCCAUACAUACACCUGUAUGUACGUACAUGCACACACAGCCGGCCAAGCCAGCGGGGGCUUCGGACAAUGAUCUCAACGCCUCUCUUCGUUUUCCUCGUCCCGAGGAUGGGCAGGAGGAGACCUCAGAUCUGUAAAUAUUUUUAAAGAGGGAAAAAAAAUAAAACAUUUUAAG